CGCUGCUCCCGGGCUGGCCAUGAACGGGCCGGCGGAUGGCGAAGUGGACUACAAAAAGAAAUACCGGAAUCUGAAGCGGAAGCUCAAGUUUCUCAUCUACGAGCACGAGUGCUUCCAGGAGGAGCUGAGAAAGGCUCAGAGGAAAUUGCUGAAGGUGUCUCGGGACAAGAGUUUCCUGCUCGACCGACUUCUGCAGUACGAGAACGUGGACGAAGACUCGUCUGGUGAGCAAGACUCGGAUGCGACAGCGUCUUCAGAUAACAGUGAGACAGAGGGGACACCCAAGUUGUCUGACACACCGGCCCCUAAGAGGAAGAGGAGCCCUCCCCUGGGCGGCACCCCGUCCCCCUCCAGCCUCUCCCUGCCGCCGUCCUCUGGGUUUCCCCUCCAGGCUUCUGGGACGCCCUCUCCUUACCUGAGCUCGCUGGCUUCCCCCCCUUACCCCCCAUUCCCUUCUGACUACCUGGCCCUGCAGCUGCCUGAGCCCAGCCCCCUGAGGCCCAAGCGGGAGAAACGGCCCCGCCUGCCCCGGAAACUCAAGAUGGCGGUGGGACCCCCGGACUGCCCUGUGGGCGGGCCACUGACCUUCCCUGCCAGGGGUCCUGGGGCUGGGGUCGGGACAGCCCUGACCCCGCUGCCCCCUCCCAAGAUGCCCCCCCACACGAUCCUGAGCACGGUCCCUCGGCAGAUGUUCAGCGACGCAGGCAGCGGGGAUGACGCCCUGGACGGGGACGAUGACCUGGUGAUCGACAUCCCAGAGUGACGCCCGCCACCGCCGGCGCGGCCCGCCCCGCACCCCCUCCCCGUGCGAGCGUGCGAGCCACGCGUCCUCAGAGAUGUUUAUUGAUGCCCAGUUGCCAUGCUUCGGCCACUGACACAAUCAGAAAAGGCGUAAACAUGCACAAGUGUCCCCCGGGAAGGUGGCAGGGGCCCUGCUCUCACAGCCCGGCCCCGUCCAGGGGACAGUUACUUAAAUGCGUGGCCAGGAGCGUCUGCCGCCUCUGGGGCGACAGACACCCUGUGGUGGCCACCCCUUUAAAAGGGCAGCUGUACAGGGCUUGGACUUCUUAAGUGAAAUCCUGUAUUAAAGGAGUGGCUCUUUUU
Molecule: messenger RNA, 1104 nt
Organism: Chinchilla lanigera (long-tailed chinchilla)
Lineage: Eukaryota; Metazoa; Chordata; Mammalia; Rodentia; Chinchillidae
Gene: Ino80e
Product: INO80 complex subunit E
Exons: 7
Coding region: 20-763 (247 amino acids)
Biological process (GO): chromatin remodeling
Cellular component (GO): nucleus; Ino80 complex
Source: RefSeq, a predicted model, not a curated record